This is a messenger RNA of Anopheles aquasalis, 531 nucleotides long. RefSeq names its product Helix loop helix protein 4C (gene HLH4C). Gene Ontology annotation, molecular function: RNA polymerase II cis-regulatory region sequence-specific DNA binding; protein dimerization activity; DNA-binding transcription factor activity, RNA polymerase II-specific. Gene Ontology annotation, biological process: regulation of transcription by RNA polymerase II. The record is from RefSeq and is a predicted model, not a curated record. Lineage: Eukaryota; Metazoa; Arthropoda; Insecta; Diptera; Culicidae.
ACUUUGGUGAUAAAGUGUGCUGCCAGUGAUCUACGUACCAACAAAAGGACACUUAGAGACAUCCCAUACUCAGUACCGAAAAGGAGCUGUUACAGCUUGUCCAUUUACUAGAUGGUUUAUCAGAUUAAGGAUACAAUGGAACUGUCCUCGUGUGCGGUGGGCGUACGGAAACCUCGGUUGAAGAAUGGCUGCCCAUCGUUCGAUUCUUCCUCGGGGCAACCGAUCUACGGAACCGGACCGACCAGACAGCAAAAGAAGCAACAAGACGGUGUCGGCGGCGGCGGUGGUGGUUCGUCAGAGUUUUCCAGCCUUUCACGCGAAGAACGGCGCCGGAGACGCCGGGCAACGCUCAAGUAUCGGACGGCACAUGCGACACGGGAACGCAUCCGUGUCGAGGCAUUCAAUGUGGCAUUCACGGAGCUCCGGAAGCUGCUACCAACGUUGCCGCCGGACAAAAAGCUGUCCAAAAUAGAGAUACUGAAGCUGGCCAUUUGUUACAUUUCUUACUUGAAUCAUGUGCUGGACGCCUGA